Molecule: messenger RNA, 1410 nt
Organism: Rotaria sp. Silwood1
Lineage: Eukaryota; Metazoa; Rotifera; Eurotatoria; Philodinida; Philodinidae
Source: the annotation of a GenBank genome assembly
AUGGUUAUAGAUUGGAUGAUGGAUGAAACCACGUCGAGAUCUGCUGAAAAAUCUUGUAUCAUUUAUGUACGAUACAUGGAGAAUUUUGAAUCAAAAACAUCUUAUUAUGGUUUACUUGAAUUAGAUGGUGAUGGAACUGCAAACAAUAUUGUCAAAUCACUCGUACGUUUAUGGGAACAAGAUGGUAUUAAUCCAGCUAAUACUUGUUGGAUUGCUAGUGAUAAUGCACCCACCUUUACAAUUGAGCGUGAUAGUAUUUAUGAAGGUGUUGUUGCUAAACUGAAACAGCUAUUUUCAAUCGAAUAUAUAGAAUCAUCUCCAUGUAUGGCUCAUUCUUUUGCUCUUGUUGAUGGACAAAAACCUAUUCGAGCACCAUGUAUUGAAAAACUUGAAUCAACAAUUGGUGAAAUACACAAUUACUUUGGCCGUAGUCCAAUAACAAAAUCCAUGCAACAUGAUCAUCUUUCAUAUUUUAAUUUAAUGGAUAUAAUAAAAGAAAAACAAACAGUUUUAAAUCAUUGCAGAUCUGAAUCAACAUCAAUUAUGGGUCCAACACUAACUAGUUAUAUCGAAGCAACAGAAUUAGGAUCAUUCGGUAGUUUUAAGAUCAAAUUAGGUGAUCGUGUUAUGUUUUUUAAUGACUGUCGCAAGCAUAUCCAACGGUUACUUCAAGAAUUAGAUAAACGAUUUAAACCAUCAAUAGUUCAAGAACAUUUAUCUAUGUUAUUUGAUGUUCAACAUUUAAUAAAAAACAAAAAUGAAUUAGAUUCAAUAGAAUAUGGUCGACGUAGUUUAGAUAUUCUUCGAAAAAAAUAUAAAAAUUUACCAGAUUUUGAUUAUAAUUUAGUUAAAAAUGAAUGGGAAUCAUUCAAACCAGUAGUAUUUGAUUAUAAACAAAGUCUUUCAUAUGAUGUUUCGGAACAACAAAUUUGGAAAUAUUUGAUUACUUUCAAACUAUCAACAAAUAAUUUUUUUAUUGAUGAAUAUAAAAAUAUUUUUAUUUUACUUAACGUUUAUUUGAUUUAUCCCACGAAUUCGGUCGAAUGCGAACGUGGAUUGUCAGCAAUGAGUCGAAAUCAAUCUAUUGGAAGAUCUCGAUUGUCAAUACCUACUUUACAGGUUUUAAUGGCCGUUCGUUUACUUUUAAAAGAUGAUAUCAGAAGGAAAGACACUGAAACCUUUUUUUCUGAUACAUACAAUAAAGACGUAUUUUUCUAUAGUGUUCGAUGUCAACAAAUUGUCGAAAAGGCCUUCUUAUCAUGGAUUGAUAAAGAUCAUUCUCGUCGUCUACGUCAAGUACAGCUGUUAACAGAUGUACCUGUUGGUUGUCAACCAACUAAACAAGCACGAUCGGUUGCUAAACGAAAUUUAUCAAUAAUGAAUUUGAAAGAAAUCUGUAAAAAAAUCUAA